AAUCCAGCUCUUCCUCCAAGUCGGCUGAGGCAGUGUCUCAUCGAUUCUGGGUCAAUGGUUGUUUGCAAUACUCAGACAAAAUUCCAGAUGGAUUUUAUCUUAUCCAUGGGAUGGAUGCAUAUUCAUGGACUAUAAGCACUGAUCUGCAGAAUGUUGGCCUGAUUCCGUCAUUUGAAUCACUGAUGUCAGUUGAACCAUGUGAUGAUUUGUCAGUUAUAGUGGUUGCAAUUGACAAAUCAAGAGAUCCUGGUUUGAGAGAACUGCUAAAUGGCAUAGUUAGUCUUUCUAAUAGCCGGAUUACUAGAAAGGAUUUAAUCGAUCACCUUGCAAAUAUUGUUUGCAGUAGGUUGGGGGGCCAAACCUGGACCGAAGAAAACUUAUCUUCGCGCUGGAAGGAGUGCACUCAAAGUCUAGAAGACAUCCUUCAUUCUGUCAUUCUUCCAAUUGGAAGCUUAACUGUUGGCUUAUGUGUCCCCGAGCAUUGCUCUUUAAGUAUUAGCUGA
This is a messenger RNA of Neltuma alba, 503 nucleotides long. Its product is annotated as serine/threonine-protein kinase CTR1-like. The record is from RefSeq and is a predicted model, not a curated record. The transcript is spliced from 4 exons. Lineage: Eukaryota; Viridiplantae; Streptophyta; Magnoliopsida; Fabales; Fabaceae. The coding region runs from base 111 to 503 and encodes 130 amino acids.